GUGAAGCGGCUAUGUCAACAGAUACACGGCGUCGUCGGACCAUGAAACGUCCAGUCUUUUUAAGCGCAAUGCGCCGCUUUUAGGGCGUACAUGCCCCGCUCCCGAGGAUGAGAGGCAUCGCCCGCAACGUUUUGUUGUUUUCCUUUCUGCUGUUACUCGCCAAUAAGUCCGUAACGAGCGAGGGCGAUGACGUGGGGAACCGCGAGGCUCCUCCGGGUGACCCGCGGCAAACUGUGACCGGACACGCAAAGGGAGACGGGCCCGGUUCAGUCGACCAAAAGAAGGAUGGACAGUCCGACGGGAAGUCCAAUGGCACCGAGGCCUCCAGCAACGAGACCCUUCACUCUACGAAACCUGUGGUCAAGCCGACCACCCCGGCGCCCCCGACCGCCAAGCCCAUUCUGCCCGUGCAGACGGGCGUCGAGGCCCAGGAAGAAGAGCAGUCCAGCGGGCUGACCAUAUUCUUCAGCCUGCUGGUUAUCGGUAUCUGCAUCAUAUUGGUGCACCUGCUUAUCAAGUUCAAGCUUCAUUUUCUCCCAGAGAGCGUGGCUGUGGUGUCUCUCGGGAUUCUAAUGGGAGGCUUCAUUAAGAUCAUUGAGUUCCAGGAACUGGCCAACUGGAAGGAGGAGGAGAUGUUCCGACCCAACAUGUUCUUCCUCUUGCUGCUGCCGCCCAUCAUCUUUGAAUCUGGAUACUCUCUACACAAGGGGAACUUCUUCCAGAACAUCGGCUCCAUCACUCUCUUCGCCGUGAUCGGCACGGCCAUCUCGGCCUUCAUCGUGGGCGGGGGCAUCUACUUCCUGGGUCAGGCCGAUGUGAUCUACAAGAUGUCCAUGACCGAUAGCUUCGCCUUCGGCUCUCUGAUCUCGGCCGUGGACCCCGUGGCCACCAUCGCCAUCUUCAACGCCCUCAACGUGGACCCGGUCCUCAACAUGCUGGUGUUCGGCGAGAGCAUCCUCAACGACGCCGUCUCCAUCGUCCUCACCAACACGGCGGAGGGGUUUUCCCGCUCGGACAACUCGGCGACCGGCUGGCAGACGUUCGUCCAGGCGCUGGCUUAUUUCCUCAAAAUGUUUUUUGGUUCGGCCGCCCUGGGAACCCUCACCGGACUCAUCUCCGCUCUCUUUCUGAAACACUUUGAUCUGAGGAAGACGCCGUCGCUGGAGUUUGGCAUGAUGAUUAUCUUUGCGUAUCUUCCUUACGGCCUGGCGGAGGGCCUCAAGCUGUCUGGAAUAAUGUCCAUCCUGUUUGCGGGCAUCGUGAUGUCUCACUACACGCAUCACAACUUGUCUCCGGUCACUCAGAUCCUCAUGCAGCAGACGCUGCGCACCAUGGCCUUCAUGUGUGAGACCUGUGUGUUUGCCUUCCUUGGUCUCUCCAUCUUCAGCUUCCCUCACAAGUUUGAACUCUCCUUCGUCAUCUGGUGCAUCGUCCUGGUGCUUCUCGGCCGAGCCGUGAACAUCUUCCCACUGACAGUCCUGCUGAACGUCUUCAGGGACCAUAAGAUCACGCCCAAGAUGAUGUUCAUCAUGUGGUUCAGUGGCCUGCGAGGCGCCAUCCCCUACGCGCUGAGCCUCCACUUGGGCCUGGAGCCCAUCGAGAAGCGCCAGCUGAUCGGCACCACCACCAUCAUCAUCGUCCUCUUCACCAUCCUGCUCAUGGGGGGCGGGACCAUGCCGCUCAUCCGCCUCAUGGACAUUGAGGAGAGCCAAUCGCGGCGCAAGAGCAAGAAGGACAUCACCCUCAGCAAGACGGAGAAAAUGGGUAACACCAUUGAGUCGGAGCACCUGUCGGAGCUGACGGAGGAGGAGUACGAGGCUCAUAUCUUCCAGAGACGAGACCUGAAGGGCUUCAUGUGGCUGGACGCCAAAUACCUGAACCCCUUCUUCACCCGCCGGCUCACCCAGGAGGACUUGCUGCACGGACGGAUCCAGAUGAAGACUCUGACCAACAAGUGGUACGAGGAAGUUCGCCACGGACCCUCCGGCUCCGAGGACGACGACGACGAGGCCGAGCUCCUGUGAGGCGACAAAGCGCCCUCAGCCCGGGAGGGGAGACAGUGUGUGUGUGUGUGUGUGUGCGUGUGUGUGUGUGUGUGCGUGUGUGUGUGUGCGCGUGUGCGCGUAACGUGUCAAAGGGCUCCAUUCGUUAAGUGGAGUCGCACUUUCUGUGAAGUGGGUUCCCUCAGUGACGCGUGGACCUUCUCCAGGUGUUUCCUUCACGUUCCAUGUGAAGCAAAACUGCCGCUGCACUUUCUAACGUCUCCGUGGUUCUUCUGAAGCUUUUACUUUGCGUCACCAGAAGGCCAAUUUUUAUUACGUUUUUUUUAACGUGGGAUUCGUCGCGUUUCUGCUCGGAAUUCGCUUUCCAGAGAUUUAAUCCUCUCUGCUUCCAUAUUUGCACGUGUGCAUCCACACGUAUGUAAUGGUGAUUACACGUGAGGCGCUCCCCGCGGGGGGGGCGAGGCAUGCAGGUAAUCUUAAUGAGGAACAGGAAGCUUACGGGAGAAUAAUCAAACCUCCAGGAUGCGGUUUUAUUUCCCUGAAAUGAGCUCGUCUGCGUUUUAUUUUCCGUCUCGGCGUCUCCGUGACGCUGAGCUCGAAAUGUGAUUUCCUUCAUUUCUUUCUUCACUUCACUAAUGAAGAUGAGCAGCGAUGAAUGUCUGGGGAAUGUUGAUCUAUUUAUUGAAGUGUUUGUGGGAUAAAAUGAUUUUUUUUAUAAGCUUCCAAUGCCGCUGAAUUAAAACGGGGUGUCGAGUCUAAUAAAACACGACUAAUUAAAUGUUUUA
Molecule: messenger RNA, 2788 nt
Organism: Gasterosteus aculeatus aculeatus (three-spined stickleback)
Lineage: Eukaryota; Metazoa; Chordata; Actinopteri; Perciformes; Gasterosteidae
Gene: slc9a8
Product: solute carrier family 9 member 8
Biological process (GO): sodium ion transport; potassium ion transmembrane transport; regulation of intracellular pH
Cellular component (GO): membrane
Molecular function (GO): sodium:proton antiporter activity; potassium:proton antiporter activity
Source: RefSeq, a predicted model, not a curated record